ACUUGCAUAUCUCUUCUUCAUAUAGAUUCGAUUAGGUAACGUCUUGGUCUGAUACUCCGCUUCUAUAGCCUUCCACAUAGCCAAUGUCGUUGGCUCAUGCAUGACCUUUCGUAGAAUAAGAUCAGAUAGACACAUACUAAUCAGAUUCUUUGUACGCAGCUCCCGGUCUUGCUCCUUAGGAUCAGGUUUAGCAUCCUUCUGUUCUUCACCUUCAACAUCCAUAGAAGGAGUUUUCUCCUUAAGAACAGAACCCAAACCUACUAUCUCAAGCUGACAUAGCAUCUUAUACUUCCAUAUACCAAAGUCACCCUUACCAUCGAACUUCUCCACUUCAAAUUUCCCUGAAGUUGCUUCCAUCCUCUAUUAACCCGUAAACUUUGUUUCCUUGUUUGCAGAUUGUUGUAACACGCCGUGACCGUCAAGUUUCAAUACCAACGAGCUGAGUAUGAGCUGAGUAUUCUUCACCACACCAGAUAAGAAUUCUCCUUGCUUGUUUAUUGAACCUUGCCUUCGAAUCUCUGUAACUUGGAUCUCUAUUAACCUGGCUCUAAUACCACUUGUAGAGAAUCAACCUUGGCUAUUCUUGUAACAAACGAAUCGACACACCAAUAUGUUUGGCGAGUUCUCUCCAAACCGGAGACAAACUCUAUAUCACUAUGAAUCGAAAAGAUUACAAGCCUCGCACUAGUUACGUGUUCUAUGAGAGAUUAUAUGUUUUGUUGUCGUAUCUAACAAUGGGAGCCUAGACCUCUAUUUAUACAAGAUUGUCUAAUGUGAUUCCUUGUUGUAAAAUGAAUAACAUGUUUAUCCUAAGUUUAUAAGGUUUUAUAAACUUCUUGGAUAAGGAUAAAUCUAACCCAAUCUUCUUAUCUCUCCAGGUCUUGUACGAAGUCCAGUAGCCGGCCCAGGAUGCCCCAAGAGACAUCGAGACCUCACAGAAAGAAAUGAAUAUUCUCUCUUUAUCAUUCAUUUAACCUUUGAUUCUCUCCCUUUCUAUUUCAGUUUCUAAAAUUUGAUAAUAUUAGUUUUUGUCCUCUUAAAAUGCAAAUUUAUAUAUAUAUGAGUGAUAAAGAGAGAAUAGCCAUUUCUUUCUUUUUGUUUUGUUUCAUUGCAUGAGGACGUAGGUUAUUAGCUUUUCUUUUGCAUAAAUAUAUCGGUUGAUUUGGAUAAUUUUUAAUAUUUCAGAUAACAAUUAUUUUGAUAAUUCAUCUUUUGGAUAAUCCGGUUUAUAGAUAAUAUUUUUAGGCUAUUUGGUUAUUUAUUAAUUAAAUAUAGUUAAUAAUUUUAGGAAUAUAAUUUGUAUUUUGAAAUUCGGUUACUCAUUCGGUAUUCGGUUCAGUUUCAGUUUUUUUUUUAUUCUAGAAAUAUAGAAUCCGUUCGGUUAUUUAUGAAAUUUAGUUUGAUUUCAGUUCCGAGCCUAUAUGUUACUGUUAAAAUAAAAUUUGGAAUAAUUGAUUUUUGUUUAACAAAAUUUGAUUGCACAGAAAAGCUAAUUGUUACAAAUUUAUUUAGAAAAUUAUUUCACAAAAUAAUGAAAAUUAACAAUUGAACCGCAUGUGAUGACACGAUAUAUUUUCUUUAUACAUUAGAAAUUGUGGCACAGACUUAUUAAGAACGUGAAUUACGUAAAACCAGAGGAUAAAAGAUUGUAAAUGCGAUAUACAAUUUUCUUAAUAACAAAAGAAAAAAAGAAAGAACAAGAAUAAAGACAGAGAAAGAAGAACCGAACAAAGGAAUGAGAAAUGGCGUAUCGGAGAAGACAAGGGGUCACAAGAGCUUCCACAUUCAACGACGAUAUCUAUCAUCAAACACCUGAUCACGAUUACGGCGAUCUCAAAGGUCACUCGAAUGGCAAAUCCUCCUUCAGAUCAUCUCAAUCUUUCUCUUCUCAUUCCUCUCUUGCCGCUCAAGCAAUCCGCGCUUCCUCUUCUCUUAACCCUAAUUCCAAUUCUCAGGUACGAGGAUUCACGGCUUACGAAGAUGCGGCCAAGAGUGAAAGCCGCGGUUUCUGGGGAAUCCUAGCUCAGAAAGCCAAAUCAAUCCUCGAGGACGAAGAAGAAGAGCAGCAAAACGUCGUCGUUUCGGAGCCCUCGAGUAAUAAUAGCAAUCCAACCAUACGCAAAAGCAUAGACAAGAUCACAACGUCGCUGAAUCAGAUCGGAGACAGCUUCGAGAAAGCGUUCGAGGAAGGCCGUACGAUGGUAGCUUCUCAGAUCAGGCGAAAAGGAUCAGACCUAAUGGAUAUACCAGAGAAUCACAAUCAAUCCUCAGGUUCAAGCAGUCCAUGGCAGCCAUUAACGCAACCUAACCCACAUGAGUCUCAGCUCAAAGCCUCACGUGACGUAGCCAUGGCUACAGCAGCCAAAGCCAAGCUCCUCCUACGCGAACUCAAAACGGUUAAAGCCGACCAAGCUUUCGCUAAACAACGGUGCUCGCAAUUGGAAGAGGAAAACAAACGGUUAAGAGAUAACCGGGAGAAGGGAACCAACAAUCCUGCCGAUGAUGACCUAAUCAGGCUUCAGCUUGAGACGUUGCUUGCGGAGAAAGCAAGAUUAGCACAUGAGAACUCUAUCUACGCGAGAGAGAACAGGUUCUUGAGAGAGAUCGUUGAGUAUCAUCAGUUGACGAUGCAAGAUGUUGUUUAUAUCGAUGAAGGUAUUGAAGAAGUGGCUGAGGUGAAUCCUUCGAUUACGAGGACGCUCUCAAUGGCUUCGUUCGCUGCUUCUGAAUUCCCUGUGAACUCUUCUUCUCCUUUGUCUCCAUCUUCGCCUUCUCGGCUUUCGGUUUCUACGGAUGUUUAUCCUGUUUUGGUUCAGCAGAGUUCGGCUAGUGAUGUUGGUGGUAGUGCUGAUGAGAGUCCUAGACCGGUUCGACCACCUUCUUUGGGAUACACGGAUGAUGGUAAAAUAUCAUUGUCACAGAUGUCUGUUUAGAAAUCGAAGAGUUGAUUACUUAUUACCAUUUUGAUUUUUUAUCUGCUUCGAAAGUUUUCUUCUUGUUAACUUGAUUUCAUUUUUGGUUGUCGAUUGUAAUAUUGAUGAACAGUUUUGCCCUCUACAUCCACGUAAAUCUCUAAAGGGAGUUUUAUUGA
This is a messenger RNA of Brassica napus (rape), 3091 nucleotides long. RefSeq lists its product as uncharacterized. The record is from RefSeq and is a predicted model, not a curated record. The coding region runs from base 1743 to 2933 and encodes 396 amino acids. Lineage: Eukaryota; Viridiplantae; Streptophyta; Magnoliopsida; Brassicales; Brassicaceae. The transcript has 2 exons.